Molecule: messenger RNA, 464 nt
Organism: Blastocystis hominis
Lineage: Eukaryota; Bigyra; Opalinata; Blastocystidae
Exons: 3
Coding region: 1-447 (148 amino acids)
Source: RefSeq, a predicted model, not a curated record
AUGGCCUACACAGAUCCUCCAGCCUCCUCCGAAUCAAAGACUAUCAUUGUGAACACUGUUGGAUUGACCGUAAACUCUGCAAACUCGACUACCUAUUUCUAUCCGAACGAAUUGGAUGGUCCUGACGACUAUAACAAUGUGCAAGUGAUUUUGCUGGAUUCCGAGACGGUGGAAUCGAUGACAAAAGAAUCGAACAAGAUUCAAGUGAAGGUGACUCGUCGAAGUUUGAGUACUUCGAUGCAGCCAGUUUCGAUUGUGGUGACAGGAGGAUUUGACUGGAGCUCCGUAGUUGUGAAUGACGAUACGAGCAAGAAUGAAGCAGAUGUGCCGAAGGGUAUUCCGAUUGAUACGAAUGUGGUAAUUGGAAUUCUUAUCAUUAUCGUGACAGUGAUAUUAGUUGUUGCUUUCGUGUUUAUUUGUAUUAGGCAGCGAAAAGAGAAGAAGUAAGUUUAUUAAGGGAAGUU